Molecule: messenger RNA, 844 nt
Organism: Vespa mandarinia (Asian giant hornet)
Lineage: Eukaryota; Metazoa; Arthropoda; Insecta; Hymenoptera; Vespidae
Product: glucose dehydrogenase [FAD, quinone]-like
Source: RefSeq, a predicted model, not a curated record
GUUACAGAUGCAUUACAGUAUCCUACGAAGAAUACAGUUACUAUCGAAAAAAAAGCAAAGCAAUGAGAACGUCGUCAUUAAACAUAUUAACAAAAUAUUAACACAAAUAUUUAAAUAAUGUUAAAAAAUGAUCAGAUAUAAUCGAGAAUAAAAAUAAUUCAAAAAACCAAUAAAAUUAUUGAUUAAGCUAAAAAUCCUGUUUGUGGGAUUACUCCAGUUUCGAAUUGAUAUAAGUGAAAAACGACAAACCAUUGAUAGGUUAAUAAAGCUUUAUUACAAGUUAUUGAUUCAGAAGAAUUACUACAUCCCCGUUUUCCUUCAAUUGAAGAAAAAACAAGCUUAAUAAAAAUUAAUAUCAAUGAUGACGAACCUUGCGGCAACUGCAGCAGCAGCGAUACAAACAAAUAUGUUUGGCCUCGGUAUCGGAAAACUGAGUAUCAUACCGAUUCUAAUAUCAGCCUUAACUUACUUCAAUUAUUAUCUAAUGGAUCCCGAAAAUCAACCACGAGUCACAAAAAAUCUAUUAAAAGAAUACGAUUUCGUAGUGGUCGGUGGCGGUUCAGCUGGUAGCGUUGUUGUUAACAGAUUAACAGAGAAUCCAGAAUGGAGUGUACUUCUUUUAGAAGCGGGUGGUCACGAAACCGAGAUUACGGACGUACCGAUUUUGUCUCUCUAUUUACACAAAAGCAAAUUGGAUUGGAAGUAUAGAGCUCAACCACAAGAUAGUGCUUGCCAAGCGAUGAAUGAUCAACGUUGUUGCUGGACCCGAGGGAAGGUAACUCCUUUGAUUUAGCCGCGAUGCAAGAUAGUUAAAGAAAUCGACAACAAUAACAAUUAUUUCAUA